Molecule: messenger RNA, 1563 nt
Organism: Balaenoptera ricei (Rice's whale)
Lineage: Eukaryota; Metazoa; Chordata; Mammalia; Artiodactyla; Balaenopteridae
Product: basic proline-rich protein-like
Exons: 3
Coding region: 1-843 (280 amino acids)
Source: RefSeq, a predicted model, not a curated record
AUGCCGGAGCCGGGCCCGGGGCCGGGGGCCGGGACUGGGGCUCGCCGGGACCGGUGCCCGCCUCCUCGAAGCCCUGGCGCGCCGCCCGCCCCGCCGGUGCGCUCUCGGCCCGGGCCGCCUCCGGGCGCGCGGACCCCGCCCCGCCGGCCCCUGCCCCGCGCGGCCCCUCGCGGCUCACCCCGCGCCUCGCGCAGCCCUCGACCGCCCCGUCGCCCGCGCCGCGGCCUCCCCCUCUCCGGGGCCCCUCUUCUUCCCACCGCGCCCCCCUUCCCUCUCCGGUCCUCUUUGUCCCCGCUGCCUCGGAGCGCUCCUCGCUCCCCUCCUUCCCUCGGCCGCUUCGGCCAGUCCCAUGCCCGGUGUGGACCCCCGCCCCCUUUCGGACCCCCGCUGCCCUGGGCCCCCAGCCCUUGCCAGCAGCAUCCACGCGCCGUCCGCUCCCUUCCCACCACCCCUCUUUCCCUCGGGUUCCACUCCUCGUCCCCAUCCCUUCCUCGUGGGUCCCCCGAUCCCUCUACCCCACUCCGCCUUCCCCCACGAGUGUCCCCUUCUUGGAGGCACCUAACCCAGCAGGUAAUCUGCACGAUUGCCUCCGAAGAGCCGGGAGCUGGGAGCCCCGUGUACACCUGUGGUGUUUUCCAGGAGGGGUAUGGGGGCCUGACCUUUCACAGCAAUCUGAGCUUGAUUACAGAGGAUGAAGCAAAGUAUAAUCAAAGUUACAUAGAGACUGAACCUGAAGUUGUAAUCAGACCUCGAGGAUCAGGAAUACAGAUAUUCGCACUGGAAACCCCACUAGCUGCGAGACGGGGAAUUGCAUGUGGGCGCCUGCGUGGCAUUGAACGUUGAGCUGUGGAGACUGGAAACUGAGGGGACAACCUUCUCCCAGGAGGCUCCCAGGAGGCUGGAAUGCCCGGUGCUAGGGAUACCACCUCCCGGCCAUUGUUGUGGGAAAGGCUUGCUCUUAAAAUCCCCCUCCCUGUCACAAUGCAAAUGUCUUGGGGAAGGAAACAAUAUUCGGUCAGUCAAUAUUUUAAGAUGAUGAUGAUUUAGGAAGUAAUGUAAGCGAAAGUUCUGAGUGUAGAUCUUGAUUAAGGAGAGAGGAAAAAAGAAACUGAUGAGUCCGAAGAUACAUAUGUUGAGGCACUUUGAAUGAAAAAAAUCACUAGAACAGAAACAGUCAUUUGGGAAGGCUGCGUACCGACCGCGUGAUUUUGCCCACAGUCGGUCUCCGUGCACUCAACAGCUACUUUUUGCAUGCUUCCUCUGUGCUGGACACUGUUUUAGGCACUUGUGGAUGAGAAAGAGGAGCCCAAAGUGACACACAUGGAAGCCCUCAAAGGAGAAUUGGACCCAUCACACUCCUACACACACACACACACACACACACACACACAUUCACCCGCAUGCAUGUACACGUGCCCUGUCCCAUCCAGGUACCUGGAGAUCCCGUCAUGACAUGGCUACUGCUGCUAUGGGGAGAAACAAUCUGACAAGCAAAUUUGCAUCAUGGUAUUUGUAAAAGAAAGCUCCAGGGAGGGGGCCAGACACGCUGCUCAAGAGCCCAAG